Messenger RNA from Gaeumannomyces tritici R3-111a-1, 1254 nucleotides. RefSeq lists its product as hypothetical. The transcript is spliced from 8 exons. Bases 1 to 1254 code for a protein of 417 amino acids. Lineage: Eukaryota; Fungi; Ascomycota; Sordariomycetes; Magnaporthales; Magnaporthaceae. The record is from RefSeq and is a predicted model, not a curated record.
AUGGCCCUGUCAGUUCCGUGUCAGUUCCGCGUCGGCAUCGAGAUCGCCUGCCUGCUUCGCCUGGCAUUCGGCACCUUCGCGAUCCGCCUUCUACGCCACCGCUCACAAAGAGGCGUUCCAUCGGGAAGCGAUUCCCCCCUUCCCACGGGAGUGUCUAUCGGAGGGGCCCAACAGCCGCGCCUAAUUCGCCGCGACGGCGCCGGCUGGUCACACGGAUCCCUUCCCUUGGGUUCCUCUGGGCCGCCCUCCCCCUUGUCUCUGUCUCUGUCUCUGCCGCCGCCCGCAGCCUGGAUGGGGCUGAUCGUCGCUGUGACAAGGGAAGCGAGCGAGGGGGGCGAUAUUGUAGAGGCGCGCCCUUGCAACACCACCCUGCCGUGCUCCUCGAGCCCGGGCGGCGGCCUCGUGUGUCUCCAUCUCCCAACCGCGCACACCCUCCCCGAUUCGGGCAUCAAGUGCGAUGGGAAAAGCGACGCCCUUUGGCAAUCAUCUGCCUCAACUACGCUCCAUACCACCUUUGGGCAGAGCGCGCGAGACACAGGCCGCCCUCCCCCUCCCAUCCUUCUCGGCGUCACCAAGAACCACGAGAUGAGCACGUCCGCGAGAGAGGAGAGUGGGGCGGUGACAGAUGCCGAUGCGCCGGCCUACACCACUCAGCCAGCCCCUUCGCCUUGCCGGCGCCAGCCCCCCCUGGAGCCAGCCCCGGCACUAGCCUUGUUGGACGAGCUGACUAGCCCGCGUGCUUGGGAUGACGAAAGGCAGGCUCACUAUGACCCCUCGGGCCAGCGCCACCCAUACCGCAUCGUUUCUCUCGUGGGAGCAACAGCAUCACCAGAAAACUGCCGACCCAAAAGCGCCCCAUCGCCUACCAUGACACAGCAAAACGCAGGAAACUGGAGUGGCUACUACAGCCACGAAGUACCCAACCAUGAACACCUGCAAGCCUCGAAUGGCGACCUCGUGACGGCGCAGGACUGCGACAAUCCCGACUGCAGCAUGCGGACGAUCUACCAGGGACAGUACUACUGCGGGACGUGCGAGAACAGAAGGGUGGUCUGGGUCCCGUGCGGAUGCCCGCCCGACCCGUCGGUGCAGACCAUCGCCUCGUCCUUCCAGGGGUCCGCGCCCGGGGGCUCCUCGCAGGACCGGAGGAACGACAACGGCAGCAACGGCGACGGCGGCGGCGGCGGUGGUGGCGGCAAGGGCAAGGGCAAGGUCCGGCGCCAAGGCGGUAGCCACCGCGUCGGCAGCACCUGA